GGUGCAAGUCUGGCAUACGGGAUACCCUUUUGGUUGAGUCCGCUGACCCCGCAAGAAGUCCUAUGUUCAAAAGUAAAAUCAAAACGUAAAACACUGGUAAAAAAUAAUAAGUCCUGAAUAAUAUUGACUUUUACGCUAUGAUCAUCUGAAGUCAGGGUCUUCUGGCAGCCAUGGCACGAGACAGAAGCAAAGAAAGGCGCAGGAGUAGAGAAAGGAGUCGUAGGUCAAAGAGUAAAGAAAGAAAAAGAUCUAGAAGUAAAAGCAUUGAUAGAGCUAAGCGUAAAAGAUCAAGGAGUAGAGAAAAAGAAAGAGACAGAACCAAAGACAGAGAAAGAAAGAGCAGACGAGAUAAGGAGAGGGACAAAAGUCGCAAACGUGCUCGAAGCAGCUCCUCUAGUAGUGGAACCAGCAGAAGUAGGAGUCGCAGUAAGGACCGAAAAAGUAGGAGACGAUCUCGCAGCAGAAGUCUUGAGAAAAAGAAAAUUAAUCGGAGUAAGGAGAAACGAAGAAAAUCCCGAAGUAGAUCUAAAGACAGGUCUGACUCAUCUCGGUCAAGAUCAAGAAGCAGGGAGAGAGAGAGUAAAAAAUCAAAAUCCAGGAAAAAGCAAGAGGAUGCUGAUGAAUCAGGAAAGGACAAGGAGAGUAGAUCCAGCAAGUCAGUGAAAGAGGAGACCUCUCAGGCAGAUGUUUCUAAGAUCGCAGAUGCAGGAGAUCUAGAAAGUGAAAUGCAAAAGAGAAGAGAAAGAGUUGAGGCCUGGAGAGCGAGAAAGAAAAAAGAAAUGCAGCUACAAGAAGCUGCUAAAAAAAUUCAAGAAAUCAAGAAGUCUAAAGUUUGGAGUUUGGAAGAUGAUGAUGAAGAUGAUGAACCAGAUGUUGCUAUGAAUGAUGAGGAUGAUAAUGAUGCAGAGAGCAACAACCCACAGACAGAGGAAGAAGAGGAGGAACCUGAUGUUGACCCACUUGAUGCAUUUAUGGCCACAGUCAACAAAGAAGUGAAGAAAGUGAACACUCUAGACAAGAAAAAGCUUGGGAAAGGAAAAGCUACUGUAAUUACUCAUGUAGUCGUCAAAAAGCCAGAGGUGACUGAGAAAUCUGAGAAGAAAGGGGAAUUGAUGGAAGGAGACAUUGAUGCUAUGGAGUACUCGUCAGAGGAGGAAAAGGAGGAAGAAGACCUUGAAUCAACUUAUGCAGGAUAUAAAACCAAAAAGAAAAAGGAAUUACAACCUGUUGACCACAAGACAGUUGUUUAUCAGCCAUUCAGAAAAGAUUUCUAUGUGGAAGUCCCAGAGCUUGCAAAGAUGACCCCAGAAGAAACUGAUGAGUUUCGGCUUAGUCUGGAGAACAUCCAUGUUCGAGGGAAAAAUGCACCCAAACCCGUCAAGACUUGGGCUCAGACUGGGGUGCAGCUCAAGAUACUUGAUGUCUUAAAAAAGAAUAGCUAUGAGAAACCAACGCCCAUUCAGGCACAGGCAAUUCCAGUCAUCAUGUCCGGCCGAGAUAUGAUUGGUAUUGCCAAGACUGGCAGUGGAAAAACAUUGGCAUUUCUCAUCCCAAUGUUCAGGCAUAUCAAGGACCAGCCCCCAUUAGAGCGAGAAGAAGGGCCAAUUGCAAUUGUGAUGACACCCACUAGAGAGUUAGCAAUCCAGAUCCACCGUGAGUGCAAGAAGUUCUGCAAGCCUAACAACCUACGAUGCGUGUGUGUCUAUGGAGGCACAGGUAUAAGUGAGCAGAUAGCAGAGCUGAAGCGUGGUGCUGAGAUAAUUGUUUGCACUCCUGGUCGGAUGAUUGACAUGCUUACAGCUAACAAUGGCCGUGUGACUAACUGCCAGAGAUGCACCUAUCUAGUAUUAGACGAGGCUGACAGGAUGUUUGAUAUGGGCUUUGAGCCUCAGGUCAUGCGCAUCAUCGACUGCAUUCGACCUGACCGCCAGACGGUCAUGUUCUCUGCCACCUUCCCGCGUCAGAUGGAAGCAUUGGCCAGGAAGAUUCUUGACAAACCUAUUGAAAUCCAAGUCGGUGGUCGGAGUGUGGUUUGCUCAGAUGUUGAGCAGAAUGUGGUGGUAAUUGAAGAGGACGAUAAAUUCUUGAAACUGCUUGAACUACUCGGUCUCUACCAGGAACAGGGUAGCGUCCUGGUAUUUGUGGAGAAGCAAGAUUCUGCGGAUUCACUGUUCAAAGACUUGCUCAAAAGAUCGUACCCAUGUCUCUCGUUGCACGGAGGUAUGGACCAGUUUGAUCGUGAUAGCACCAUAGCAGAUUUUAAAAAUGGUGUCACAAAGUUGAUGAUCGCGACGUCUGUGGCGGCAAGGGGUCUUGAUGUCAAGCACCUCAACCUUGUGGUCAACUACGACUGCCCAAACCACUACGAAGACUACGUGCAUCGCGUGGGACGUACGGGUCGUGCAGGCAACAAGGGUACUGCAUAUACCUUCUUAACCCCAGAGCAAGGCAGAUUUGCCAUUGAUGUCAUCAAGGCUCUAGAGAUGGCAGAAAAUCCUGUUCCCGAGGACGUCCGCAAUCUUGCCAAUACCUAUAUAGAGACGAGGAAGGCGGAAGGCAAAAAUAUCGUCAAGAACAGUGGCUUCUCUGGCAAAGGUUUUAAGUUCAACGACGAAGAGAAGGCCAAAGUGAGCGAAGCAAAAAAGAUUCAGAAAUGGGCGCUCGGCUUACAAGAUUCUGAUGACGAGGCAGAAGCCGAGGAGAAAGCUGUGGAGGAGAUCGACAAGCGCUUGGACGCCGUGUUUAGUAAGAAACCUCAUGUUAAGAAAGUCGUGCCGCAAGUUGGCGAACCCGCCGUCAAACGUGAGGGCGAACAACAAGCGAAAUUCAACCUGGCCUCCAGCAUAGCAGCGAAGAUCAAUCAGAAGAUCAGUGCAGGAACCAAUAACCUGGAUCCUACUCAACAAGCGGCGAGUCAGAUUAUCAAAGGCGGAACUGUAACUGCGCUAACGGGUUUGGAUCUGGCCAAGCAGUUAGCCCAGAAGGUACACACCAAGCUCAACUACGAGGGUCCCCAGGAAGAGGUUAAAGAGAAAGAGGAGGAGAAGCAAGAGGCGGAGCGCUAUGAAGACGAGGUGGAGAUUAACGAGUUCCCUCAGACGGCGAGGUGGAAGAUCACUUCUAAGGAGACGAUCAUGACCAUCACCGAGUACUCGGAGUGCGCAGUCACAGUCAGAGGCACCUAUUUCCCUCCAGGCAAAGAGCCAAAGGAAGGCGAGAGAAAGAUCUACCUUUAUAUCGAAGGGCCCUCUGAGCGUGCCAUUCAGCUCGCCAAGUCCGAGAUCAAGCGCAUAGUGAAAGAAGAGUUAGUACGACUGGGUACAUACCGAGGGCCUCAGCCGACAGGAAGAUACAAGGUGCUUUGAUGGGACUACUAGUAUAUCGUGUGGUGUUAUGAUCUGUCUGGAAACGUACCGAGGGCCUCCGCCGACAGGAAAAUAUAAGGUGCUUUGAUGGGACUACUAGUAUAUCGUCUGGUGUUAUCAUCUGCCAUAAAUCAUACCGAGGGCCUCCGCCGACAGGAAAUAUAAGGUGCUUUGAUAGGACUACAAGUAUAUCGUCUGGUGUUAUGAUCUGCCAUAAAUCAUACCGAGGGCCUCCGCCGUCGGGAAAUAAAUUAGUGCUUUGAUGGGACUACUAGCAUAACGUCUGGUGUGAUGAUCUGCAACCGACGGAUACCCAAGCAGCCAGCUGUUCACUCGUCUCGUGGAUCUCGAAACAAGGGCAUAGUGGGGACCGCAAACCUCAUGGACACCAAGUACACAAAGGACAUGAAGCACAAAGUAACACAUAUACGCAAUACUGGGACAUGUAGUGAAGCCACUGCUAGCCUGUCACUUACUGCAUGUGUAGCGAGCGAUCACCGUCUUACUUACGGGCACAACUGUACAGUAAGGCCUACAGGGGUAUACUAAGGAAUGAUCCUACUGCUUUUAUUGCCAAGUUGGCCUUAAUACGGAAGGGGCUCGAGACAAUAUGUGUUUUCUUAACCCCCCCCCCCCCCCUUCCCAGAAAAUCAAAUCCCAUUCCCUUCCCCCACCCUCCAAAAAAGUAAGGUUCCCUUCGAGUGGCCCUCCAAGACAGAGUUUGUCCAUAACAUACGUUAAGUACCUCCAAGUACUUAAAAAAACCUUUUGUACACAGACUAUGAUGUGUUGAUUAAACAAUUCGUCUUU
This is a messenger RNA of Nematostella vectensis (starlet sea anemone), 4175 nucleotides long. RefSeq names its product probable ATP-dependent RNA helicase DDX46. Gene Ontology annotation, biological process: mRNA splicing, via spliceosome. Bases 171 to 3365 code for a protein of 1064 amino acids. The record is from RefSeq and is a predicted model, not a curated record. Lineage: Eukaryota; Metazoa; Cnidaria; Anthozoa; Actiniaria; Edwardsiidae. Gene Ontology annotation, molecular function: RNA helicase activity; RNA binding; ATP binding. Gene Ontology annotation, cellular component: nucleus. The transcript has 38 exons.